UGAAAGUUAACCGGAAGGCACGGAGCAGGCGGUGAUCCGGAAGUGAAGGCUCCGAGGAGAGGAUGCCGCUGCCCGUCCAGGUCUUUAAUUUACAGCAGCCGGCAAGUUCUGUGUCAGGGAGAGGGGGUGCAGAGUGUCAGGACAGGAUGAGGGAUAGCUCAGCUCCCAGCUCAGCUUCUUCAUCAGUGACAGAUCUAUACUGCACUCCCCACAGCAGUAGGUCAGACCUCUUCCUUCCGAGUACAGCAGGAGACUUCAGCUUGAGUGCCAGCUUGUCAGCUUGUACACUGCUUUAUGAGGGUGCAGUGGAGCCUAUGCAGAUUGACGUAGACCCACAAGAGGAUCAGCAGAAUGCACCUGAUAUCAACUAUGUGGUGGAAAACCCAACUCUGGAUUUGGAGCAAUAUGCAUCUAGUUACAGCGGCCUGAUGCGGAUUGAGCGGUUGCAGUUCAUCGCUGACCACUGUCCGCAGCUGCGGGUGGAGGCCCUCAAGAUGGCGCUGUCAUUCGUCCAAAGAACUUUUAACGUUGAUGUGUAUGAGGAAAUCCACCGAAAACUGUCAGAGGCCACCAGAGAGCUGCAGAACACCCCUGAUGCUGUCCCUGAUGGUGGGAUUGAGCCGCCUCCUCUUGAUACAGCGUGGGUUGAGGCCACACGGAAGAAAGCCCUUCUCAAACUGGAAAAGCUGGAUACGGAUCUGAAAAACUACAAAGGAAAUUCAAUUAAGGAGAGCAUCAGGAGAGGCCACGAUGACCUGGGUGAUCACUACCUUGACUGUGGGGACCUCAGCAAUGCCCUCAAGUGUUACUCACGAGCCCGUGAUUACUGUACCAGCGCUAAGCAUGUCAUUAACAUGUGCCUCAAUGUCAUCAAGGUUAGUGUUUACCUUCAGAAUUGGUCCCACGUUCUGAGCUAUGUAAGCAAGGCAGAGUCCACCCCAGAAAUUGCAGAGCAAAGAGGAGAGAGGGACAGCCAGACACAGGCGAUUCUCACCAAACUAAAGUGUGCAGCAGGCUUAGCUGAACUAGCAGCUCGGAAAUACAAGCAGGCAGCAAAGUGCUUCUUGUUGGCCUCAUUUGACCACUGUGACUUCCCAGAGCUGUUAUCUCCUAGUAACGUGGCUGUGUAUGGUGGCCUCUGUGCAUUGGCCACCUUUGACCGUCAGGAACUGCAACGCAAUGUCAUCUCUAGCAGCUCCUUCAAACUGUUCUUGGAGCUGGAGCCUCAGGUGCGUGACAUCAUCUUCAAGUUUUAUGAAUCCAAAUAUGCUUCAUGCCUGAAGAUGCUGGAUGAGAUGAAAGAUAACCUGCUGCUGGAUAUGUACCUGGCACCUCAUGUGAGGACACUCUACACGCAGAUCCGAAAUCGUGCCCUUAUCCAGUAUUUUAGCCCCUACGUAUCAGCAGACAUGCGCAAGAUGGCCACAGCAUUUAACACCACCGUGGCAGCGCUGGAGGAUGAGCUGACCCAGCUGAUCCUGGAAGGAUUGAUCAAUGCCAGAAUAGACUCUCAUAGCAAAAUUCUUUAUGCUCGGGAUGUAGACCAGCGCAGCACCACCUUUGAAAAGUCCUUAUUAAUGGGCAAAGAGUUCCAGCGACGUGCCAAAGCCAUGAUCCUGCGGGCAGCAGUCCUGCGCAACCAGAUACACGUCAAGUCUCCUCCACGAGAAGGUAGCCAAGGCGAGCUCACUCCAGCUAACAGCCAGUCCCGGAUGAGCACCAACAUGUGAAAAUCUUCAUGUAUGAUCAAAGAAACACCCCCCCCCCACACACACACUUCCCUGACCCAGCUGUUUGUCCUAUGUCCUAACCACAGACUACUGAGCUUCACAAACUAUCCCUGUCAUUCUCUCUCUCUUUCAUUGGGGCUGGGAGGGUCAGGGCUGAUGGUGGGGGCUAAUGUUCAGAUUCACAUAACUUAAUUCCUUUAGAACAGAAACUGUCACUAAAUGCAGCGUCCCUGGAAUUGUCCAUCAUUUUAGUGCUGGUUCCGUGUUCUCUGCCCUCUCCUCUGUAUCCUCCACCCCAGAAAGAACUGGUAGUGUAUUUCAGAGAGAUGCUGAUCUUGGGUCUCUUCAGCUGCUGUUAGAGCUUUCCAGGAUCAGAACUGCAAAGGAAGAUUGUAAGUUUGAUGGAUGGGGGUGUAUCUAAAGGGAGACUGUUUCACUGACCUGAAAGUGUUGCCUUGUCUCUGAGCAAUGCAUUGCUUUUUCUUUACUUCAAAGACCUCACACUGAAAUGCUCUCAAUGGUAUGGGCCCAGCAUUCAGCCAGAGGGGAGCUCCUCUCAGGAAGCACAUUCUAGGACUUCUCACCCACCCUGGGAAAUAUGGCACCACUUCUGCGUACUCAAAGGCAUUUGUUUCAGGUUGUUGCACUUACCCUGGAUCCAACCUCUUUCAGUCUGGCCUGUCCCUUUUUCAAAGGCCUGUUUCCUAAUUUGUUCCCACAUGCAUAUCACUUGGCUUUGGAUUUUGGUGGUGGUUCACCACUGCAGUAAGGCUCCAUCUUGUGCAAAUACUGUUGCUUGUCCGUUUCACUUCAUCAGCGUACAGUGGCUUCUUAACCUGUGCACCAGUGGUUCCUGAUGGCCUAAGUCAAUGCCAUAGAAAUGCAACACAUCAGGUCUGGGGCAGAAACCAAAAGAAGCCAGCCCAGGUGCCUGAUCGGCAUGUGCAUCUGUCCCAACUUUCCUUUUAUAAAUGGGUUUAAGGUGGCAGCCCAGACCCCGUAUAGUGUUGUACUAAUGAGCGUAGUCAAGUGCUGAAUGUUCUGGAAUUACAGCAUCUUUAUAUUCAUCCAGUCCCAUAGGACAAAGUUAAGGAUUUUGAUCCAGCCCUGACUGGUCCAGCAAUUUACUACAAACAAAUGUUAUUGUUAAUGCUAUUUUUGUUUUAAAAUAAGUCAUUAUCGCUAGUGCAUUAAAGAGGGUAAUUAAAAAGCUCA
Mauremys mutica (yellowpond turtle) is the source of this 2945-nucleotide messenger RNA. RefSeq names its product G protein pathway suppressor 1 (gene GPS1). NCBI's taxonomy places the organism in Eukaryota, Metazoa, Chordata, Testudines, Geoemydidae. The transcript is spliced from 15 exons. Gene Ontology annotation, cellular component: COP9 signalosome. The record is from RefSeq and is a predicted model, not a curated record. Bases 63 to 1730 code for a protein of 555 amino acids.